UCUGGAUUCGUUUCUGGAAGUAGAAGUGUACAUUCUUCCCUCCCUUCUCUCGCGUCUCACUGCCUCACUGCGUCAGUUAUUCACUGUUCGUCUCCCUUUCUCCAGCACCCAGCAUUAUCUUCAAUCAGAAGGACUAACGCAACCCCCAGCAGAUGCUGUAGAACUCGAAACCUUGCAAAGGAGCCAUGCAAAUGCUCUCGACCACUUUGCUUUUCCAUUCGCCUGCAUUUAUAUCAGGCAGACCUCUGUUGCCAAAUCUAGCAGUUAGAACCUUCAAUAUCCGAAAAAAGAACAUGCUGCUUUGCUGCUCCAAACCAAAAGAUGAGAAAGAAUGGCAUACACUCGGACUGUUUGAUGAAGAUAAUUUGAGACGUAGGUGCUUCCUGUUCAUUUUGGUUUCAUCUAGCAUUUUUCCUGCCACUGCAUUUGGAAAGACUAAGAGCCCAUAUGAUGAAAGGCGUUUGCUUGAACAAAAUAGACGGAUACAAGCAUCAAACAAUGCACCUAAUGACUUCCCGAAUUUUAUUAGAAAAGGUUUUGAGGUUAAGGUAGUAACAUCUGAUGAUUAUAUAAAAUGCGAUUCUGGGCUUAUAUACUUGGAUAUUGAAGUUGGAAAAGGUGAAUGCCCAAAGGCUGGUCAACAGGUUACCUUUCAUUAUGUUGGCUAUAAUGAAUCAGGUCGCCGAAUUGACAGCACCUACUUACAAGGUGCUCCAGCCAAGAUCCGGAUGGCCACCAAUUCAUUGGUUCCAGGGUUCGAAGAAGGAAUUCGAGACAUGAGACCAGGGGGUAAGAGAAGAAUAAUCAUUCCUCCAGAACUUGGACCACCAGUGGGCCCAUCAACCUUUUUCAGCUCAAAACAAUUUGAGGUUUUCGAUGUGGAGCUACUAAGCGUGAAAGAUUGUCGGAGGAGGACCAUAGGCUUUUAUUCAGAUGUUGUGUGCGAUUAAAUAAUCUCAUAGGCGGUGCUUCCAGUCACCUGAUCCGUGUACACUCACUGGAAUUGUACAAACAACUUUUAAAACAAAUUACAGAAUAUUCGGUAUGCCAUUUCUUCAUAUUCAUUCCCAC
Molecule: messenger RNA, 1071 nt
Organism: Nelumbo nucifera (sacred lotus)
Lineage: Eukaryota; Viridiplantae; Streptophyta; Magnoliopsida; Proteales; Nelumbonaceae
Product: FKBP-like peptidyl-prolyl cis-trans isomerase family protein
Molecular function (GO): peptidyl-prolyl cis-trans isomerase activity
Source: RefSeq, a predicted model, not a curated record